CAAUGCGCCACCCCUUUCUACACCCGCGUUCCGCAGCACGUGUCUCUAAUCAAGCUGACCAACACGCGAAGGCGCCUUCGUAACGCAGUCAACGUUCAAACAUCCGCAAUACCCUUGCUUGGCAUGACGCUGUAGAUGCACGCAUUCUCCAUUGUCACGCUCGGUAUCUUCGUAGCAGGAUACUCGACUGCCCGCUGGGACCUCACUACUCGCCUCUACGAGCUAGCAAUCUUUGCUUGGGACCACGGCGUUGUCGCCAGAGUCACGAAAGGCUUUGCGAUCCUGUCGUUGUUCUUCUUUCUGCUUGUGCUGCCUUUUGCGCGCCUUGCGACCGAGGAGACAGAUCUUCACCCACGGGUCGGCGCCGGUGGUAUAUCCGCGCGCGAGCAGCUUAAGCGUCGAGGGUCCUUCUAGCGGGGCAGCAGGAUGGUGAUAUGGUCGCACAUAAUGGGUUGAUGCGCAUAUUCUGGCCAUCAGACGCGCCGACAGACUCGCUUCCAGGUGUCCUGGUGGGAUUUAGGAACUCGCAGCUAGACAUCUUUGUGGUGUCUGUACUACAAGAAGUCGAGCCUCGUCAAGUUGAAAACGCUCUGGUAGUAGGGACGCUAUUACGAUACAGCCCUCAUGACAUCAAGGAGCUGUUCUCGCGAUGUGGACACUCCUCUCUAUGUGUCCUGGGCGAUGUCAAUCCGAAGUCCCCACCCAGCUACUUCAACGAGAACUUCCUCACUGCCUAUACCGACCCUGCAAGCCGCCUGCCGCGAUGGCACUGCUGCUCCGAUGUUUUCUCGACUAUACAGGUCGUCGUCUACGAUCGACCAGACCCGAUACGCAUGCAAUACCUUUCGUUGACACCGAUCGCACUCGCCCUUGGAGAUAAGCGAAUCAGCGAGCGUUGGGACACGGCAAUCGCACAGCACGAGGCGGAUGAGGAAAAGCGGAUGAAGAAAAAGGCCAUGCUCGUCGAGAAGUUGAAGCUGCACAAAGUGGUCGCUCACCCACGCACACGCAAGGAAGCUGCAUUGCCUACCCUUAUUGAGCAAGUCAAUUGUUCUUCCGAGCUAGACUCACUGAUACAGCAGAACAUUGGCAUGAUUGGCAGGCGCAUGAAACGCGCAUUGAGCGUCAGCGAGCGAGUAGUGGAGUCAGCGAACAACCUGUGGGAUUACAUGUAUGAGUGCCUGUGGUAUCUAUUGACAGUCUGGGUGUGGCCUAUAGCUGCACAGUUCUUCAUCUGUGGAUUGAUGGCUCAACGCAUAACGGCCGAGUACAUACUGCGGGUCUUGGAUUGGCGAAUGAAGCCUGACGCACCUGCUUUGAAAGACAUCUCUGCAACUGCCCAGCAAAUCGACAUACGAUUGCAGCAAUUCUGCUACUGGCCGAUCCAAUAUCUCACGCUGCGUAAGAGGAAGGCUAGCUGGGGAAGUAUCACGAACAGUCACCCAGAGUACAUACGCUUCUACAACAGCCUGUGGCUCGUGGCCAACGAUGUCAUCAUGGGUAUUGCUCUCGGCUCUUAUAUCAUCGAAAACUCCUCCUCUGUUGCUGCUCAGAUCGAUACUAUUUUUAGUACUUGGUCGAUCGAGGGUUUACGCCGUAUGAUCUCCUGGCUCACGGGAUGGCCGCCGCCAGGAGGUCUGAAGCUCAAUACUGAGCUAGCAGCGUUUCUGGGUGACCUGUUCCUCUGGGUCAUCGAAUACUGGUCUGGGGUUAUGUCCUUACUACGACCUCAGCUGCCAGCUCUUAUCCAAGUGAUAGGCUUGUCGGCGUUCGCUGGUGCCACGAUGCCCAUCUCCCUCUUCUCAGAUAUCGUCUCUUUGCUCACCCUGCACAUAUACUCAUUCUACAUCGCAUCUGCCCGCAUCUUCCACUGGCAGCUGACCAUCAUCAUCUCGCUCUUCCAUCUCUUCCGCGGUAAAAAGCGCAACAUACUUCGGAAUCGAAUCGACUCUUGCGACUAUGACCUCGACCAGCUCCUUCUGGGCACGAUACUGUUCACGCUGCAGUUCUUUCUGCUGCCAACGAUCUUUGUGUUCUACUUGACCUUCGCGAGCGCAAGAGUGGCUGUGAUUGCACUUAAAGCUGGGCUUGAGAUUGGCUUAGCAUGUCUGAAUCAUUUCCCUCUUUUCGCGGUAAUGCUUAGGCUCAAGGACUCGCGGCGCCUACCAGGGGGUAUCUGCUUCGAUUUACACGAUCCACAGCAUGGCAAGCUCAAUCCACAAGACGGCUUGAACUCAGUAGCAACCGCCUACAUACAUCUCAAGUCCGUGCCUCUUUCCCUCGGUGCUAUGUUCCAGUCAUAUUUCGAACUCGGCACCCGCAUUCGGAAGCACUACUUAUCGCCAAGCGUGUUUCUGAGUCUUGCGUCAGGUCAGUUCGUGCCUCCUAUUCAUCGGAGGAAUUUGUAUAGCCUGCAAUACAGCAUGCUCCCGGCGGAACGCGUCGGUAUCGGCGAGCUUUGGCGGCAGCUUACGGCGCGAGCCGAGAAACAGGCCUAUAAUUCUAAUGCCCAUGCUCGAAUGCCGUCGUUCGAGGGAGUGAUCAAUGGCCGAAAGCGGAGGGUUCACAAGUAAUACAAUGAUUCUAUCUG
Messenger RNA from Boeremia exigua, 2590 nucleotides. Its product is annotated as N-acetylglucosaminyl transferase component-domain-containing protein. Gene Ontology annotation, cellular component: endoplasmic reticulum; membrane. The transcript is spliced from 6 exons. Gene Ontology annotation, biological process: GPI anchor biosynthetic process. The coding region runs from base 435 to 2573 and encodes 712 amino acids. The record is from RefSeq and is a predicted model, not a curated record. Lineage: Eukaryota; Fungi; Ascomycota; Dothideomycetes; Pleosporales; Didymellaceae.